AUGCUGCAAAGCAAACUCGCCCGCACCGUGUCCAACAUAUCGAAUGCUUCGAGGACUAGUAAGAGCAGCAAGAAGGACAGCAAGGUCGCCAGCAAGGCCAGUAGUAUCGCCGGCAGCGUGACCGGCAGCCUACCCGGCACUCCCGACGAUGAGUAUGACAACCCUCUCGAGGGCGUCUCCCGUUGGCGUCUGACCGCCAACGCUGUCGCCCUCCGCUCGGGGGCCGCUUUUGCCUUUGGGCUGCAGAACCUUUCCGCUCCCGUCCCACCGGCUGCGAAUAGAGUCAUCUGGCUCGACUCGACCCUGUCGUCGGAAUGGGCCGGCAAGGAGAAAAUAAAAGUCGACGUCUGGCUCCCGCCCACCACCACCACCACUAGGCCCACCGGCAAGGUCCCUGCAGUCAUCAACUUUCAUGGCGGAGGUUUCGUCCUCGGCCAGGGAACCGACGAUGCGCGCUGGGCUGCCGCCGUAGCAACCGCCCUAAACGCCGUCGUCUUCUCCGUCAACUACCGCCUGGCUCCCGGCUACCCCUUCCCCACACCGGUUGAGGACUCUGCCGAUGCCAUCCUUCAGAUCGUCGCCCGUGCGCACGAGUUCCGCGUCGACACCCAACAAGUCCUGCUCUCGGGCUUCUCGGCUGGAGGCACACUAGCCCUCGCCAGCUGGAACAUUCUUCAGGACCCUGGCAGGUGGGGUUACGAUUUUAAAUUCCCCGUCCCCGAAGUCUCCGGCAUCGUUCUCUUCUACCCACUCUUGGAUUGGACCAUGACAAGGCCGCAGAAGCGGCAGACAUGUGGCAGGCCCGACAUGACCCUCCCCAAAGGUAUGACCGACCUCUUUGAUGCGUCCUACGUCUACCCUCCCAGACCGAGGUCGGAACGCGGUGACCCCCGCCUCUCACCGGGUCUCAUGACAGACGACAUGUUGGAUCGUCUGCCGCCCAUCCACCUGUGCAUGUGCGAGUUCGACAUGCUGCUUUUGGAAGGCCAGAGUUUCGCUCAAAGGGCGACAUCCCGAGGCCGCCGGGUUACCACGCGCCUUGUCAAGGCUGAAAAGCAUGCCUGGGAUAAGCCACCGCCGUUUACGCCUAAAGAGUCCGUCAUGGUUGAAUACAAUGAGGCCAUCGCGUCAAUUAAAGAAUGGCUCGAGAACCCCAGCCCCAUGGUUGGUUAG
Molecule: messenger RNA, 1173 nt
Organism: Colletotrichum higginsianum IMI 349063
Lineage: Eukaryota; Fungi; Ascomycota; Sordariomycetes; Glomerellales; Glomerellaceae
Product: Alpha beta hydrolase fold-3 domain-containing protein
Exons: 1
Coding region: 1-1173 (390 amino acids)
Molecular function (GO): hydrolase activity
Source: RefSeq, a predicted model, not a curated record